AUGUUCUUCUUCUCGGUGGUUAUCCUGGCGCUCUCACGAACGGCGAAUGCUGGCUUUCAGAUCUAUGACUACCUAGAUCGGCUGGCGAUACAAGAAGCCUGGGGAAUAUCAGACCAAUGUUUGGCAGCAUUAAACUCUACAAUUGACUGCGAUCAAAACAACGCAGUACUGGCAGCUCAAGGAGCAGAUAAUACCUAUUGGUAUCCGCAGAACGUGACAACGCUAUGCACAUCAAACUGCGCCUCAUCUCUCUCAGCUUGGCAUUCUGCAGUAGCUAUGAGUUGCAACGGGCAGACUAUCAACUACGAUGGCACACUUGUUCUGGCUGAGACAGAACCAUUGAUGUGGACGACAGGACAUGAUCUUGUAUGCAUGCAGGACAGUUCUCAAAAUUGGUGCUUCUUAGAAUCUCAGGAGUGGCAGGGAAGCGAUUUUAUUAGAUGGGACCCAGAUGUCUGCAACAAUGAGAAUCCUAUCGACAACCCUCCUCAAUGCAACAAGCCCGAUUUCUCGCCUGUAGACAUAUCGCCGGAUAUGAUGUCAGUGACGAACCUUUACGAUUCUUCGCUGUACUGCAGCGAAUGCUUCAUCAAAAUGUGGCGCCAGAGAUUAGUCUCACCUCUCCUACCGAACAGUACGUUUGCAGACUACCUACUUGACCAAUACGAGGACAUUCAAUCAAAGUGUUCAACCAGCCUGCCGGUGACGACCUACAGCAAGAAUCUUCUUGUCACUUCUCCAGCAGCUACAACCACGACAUCUCGAGUUUCAGACACAUCUACUGCAGCCCCAACUGCAACGGGUACCUGCUUAGGACAACUGAUCCACCCGGAUUCCGUCAACUUGGUUACUUGCAACGAUAUAACAGACAAAUACAAUGUCACAACGGGAGACGUUCGUGUGGUCACCGAUGAUUAUUAUUGUCAAUUCAAUACAAGCAUUUGUUUGCCGCUUCCUUGCGAGCUAGAUACAGUUUUGGGAUCUCCCUCUUGUGACAAUCUUACAGAGUUGUAUUCUACCCCGGACAAAAAUGUUUCCUUGACGCAAUUCCUCUUCUGGAACAAAGCGGUUCAGGGUAGUUGUGGUUUCCUAGCAAUAGCGCAACGUGUAUGCAAAAGCCCACCUGGAGGGCAUUACACUCCCUCGGCUACUUUCGCCGUACCAACAGCUGCAGGAUCAUAUUAUACGACGGCCACAGCAUCAGAGCCGACACAGACCGGGACAGUACCUGCUUGUGGCCGUUACUACAAUGUUGUCUCAGGAGACACGUGCAAUGGCAUCUGUUUGAGAUUUGGCAUCAAUGAAACUGAAUUACAUGACCUCAAUACCUACCUGAACAGUGGAUGUACUAAUCUCUGGCUGAAGACAGCUGUUUGUGUUGCCCCAGUCUCGAAAGGACCUGUAUCGACAGAUGGUACGUGUGGGCCAUCACAUGACUAUGCCAUAUGUGAUGGCACAAGCUUUGGAAGGUGCUGUUCAGUAGGUGGUGCCUGUGGCAAUACUUCUGAAUACUGCAGCCAUAACAAUUGCUAUUCUGGAGCUUGUCAAGCACCAAGCACAGCAACUCAGAAUGGAACCUGCGGGCCGUCCUAUGGAGGAACGACCUGUACAAAUGCUGUAUUUGGUCAAUGUUGCAGCAUCUAUGGCUUUUGUGGCAAUGGUACAGCCUAUUGUGGUACUGGAAAUUGCUACUCCGGUGCCUGCCAAGAUUCUAACAACCUUUCUACCGACGGCUCCUGCGGGCCUCUGUUCGCAGGCAACAAAACAUGCACAGGAACCCAAUUUGGAAAGUGCUGCUCGAAUUCGGGGUAUUGUGGAAGCACCCACGAUUAUUGUGGAGCAGGAAAUUGUUAUUCAGGAGCUUGUGACACUGGUUCAACUGUUUCUGUUAGUCCUGAUGGUACUUGUGGGCCAAGUUCAAAGAAAGCAUACGUAUGUGAUGGGUCGAAGUUUGGAACUUGUUGCAGUACAUCAGGGUUCUGUGGUAGUACAAAAGAUUAUUGUUCUGGCACGAAUUGCUACUCAGGAGCUUGUACUAAUUAGAAAUUAAUCACUGAGAGAAUUAGCUUUUAAUCAAAAUUACAGAUCGAC
Mollisia scopiformis is the source of this 2091-nucleotide messenger RNA. RefSeq names its product carbohydrate-binding module family 18 protein. Lineage: Eukaryota; Fungi; Ascomycota; Leotiomycetes; Helotiales; Mollisiaceae. Gene Ontology annotation, molecular function: chitin binding. Bases 1 to 2043 code for a protein of 680 amino acids. The transcript is spliced from 9 exons. The record is from RefSeq and is a predicted model, not a curated record.